AUGGCAUUUCACGGCAAUGUGUCCUCCACGCAGGGCAGACGAACAUGGUACCACACCACUUUGUUCAAUGCCUUCGUUAUCGGUGGAGUGGGCUUCUUAGCCCCAGGCUUGUGGAAUGCGAUGAGCUCACUGGGUGCUGGAGGCGCGGAAUCGCCCUUUCUGAUCAACGCUGCGAACGCAUUGGUGUUUGGUCUGAUGGGCUUCCUGUGCAUCUUCGGCGCACCGAUCGCCAAUCGUAUCGGAUUGAAUUGGACGCUGUUGCUGGGAGCGGUUGGGUAUCCAAUUUACUCCGCGGCGUUGUAUACGAACAAUCGCUAUGGUAAUGUCUGGUUCGUGCUUGUUGGAUCGGUAGCUUGUGGAUUAUCAGCGGGUCUGUUCUGGGCUUCCGAGGGCGCGGUAGCACUUGGUUAUCCUGAGCCGGGCAAACGCGGCAAGUAUAUGAACAUCUGGCUGUGGUUUCGAACCGGUGGACCCUUGUUGGGCGGUGCUAUCGUUCUGGGGCUCAAUCAUACUCCUGGGGGUAAAGGCAAGGUUCAGCCAGAGGUAUAUCUUAUCUUUGUUGCGCUGCAGUGUCUGGCUGUUCCUGUCGCGUAUUUCCUCUCGCCGCCGGCAAAGGUUCAACGUAGCGAUGGGAGUCCAGUUAGGAUUAUCGCGCAAGGCUCUUGGCGCGCUGAGAUGUACGAACUCUGGAAGCUUUGUCGCCAGAAGCAAGUUCUCUUGCUGCUGCCCGUGUUUUGGGCCGCUUAUUUCAACCAAUAUAGUGGCAAUUUUGAGACCUACUACUUCAACGUUCGCGCUCGAGCUCUCAUGGGCUUUGUUAGCAAUUUUGCCAACUUGCUUUCUUCGGGGAUGAUCAGUCGAUUCCUCGAUUACAAAGGCCUCCCUGUCAAGAGCCGGAUCAUCUACAGUUUCUACUAUGUCAUCAUCGUCCACAUCGCUGCCUGGACCUACGGCUGGGUUGUGCAGGAACAAUUCACUGCGAACCCUCCCGUCCUAGACUGGACCAGCAAAGACUUUGUCAAGGGCUUCUUCGUCCUGAUUCUCUGGCAAUUCGCCCAGCAAGCUCUGCAGAACUUCCUGUACUACCUCGUCUCAACCAUGACCGACAAUAUCUCCGAGCUAUCGCGCUAUUCGGGUAUCCUUCGCGGCCAGGAGAGUUUCGCUCAAGCCGUAUCGUUUGGCCUCAACACCCGUGAUUGGUAUGGAGGACGCGUUCCUCUGUCUGUCAAUACGAUACUUUUGGGUCUCGCUGUGAUACCCACCUGGCUGGUAGUCAAAGACCACACUCCGAUUGAGCAUAAUAAGGAUGAAAUUACCCAGUCUAGGGUGGAGGACGAGGAAAGAGUGUCUGGGUUGGGGUCUCUUGGGGGUGAAGAACAGGAUGGAUUUGUGGUGAGGGAAACAGCCGCGACGAAGAUGGCCUGA
Messenger RNA from Aspergillus homomorphus CBS 101889, 1425 nucleotides. Its product is annotated as MFS general substrate transporter. Lineage: Eukaryota; Fungi; Ascomycota; Eurotiomycetes; Eurotiales; Aspergillaceae. The coding region runs from base 1 to 1425 and encodes 474 amino acids. Gene Ontology annotation, biological process: transmembrane transport. Gene Ontology annotation, molecular function: transmembrane transporter activity. The transcript is spliced from 15 exons. The record is from RefSeq and is a predicted model, not a curated record.